CAGAGCGGGCCGCCCCGCCGCCCCGGAACCGAGUCUCCCGUCGGGCGCCGGAAGGGGUCGGGGGUCGUCGAGAUGGCCAACCGCACCGUGAAGGAUGCGCACAGCAUCCACGGCACCAACCCGCAGUACCUGGUGGAGAAGAUUAUCCGCACCCGCAUAUACGAGUCCAAGUACUGGAAGGAGGAGUGUUUCGGCCUGACGGCGGAGCUGGUGGUGGACAAAGCCAUGGAGCUCCGGUUCGUGGGCGGGGUGUACGGCGGCAACAUCAAGCCCACGCCCUUCCUCUGCCUGACCCUGAAGAUGCUGCAGAUCCAGCCCGAGAAGGACAUCAUCGUGGAGUUCAUCAAAAACGAGGACUUCAAAUACGUGCGCAUGCUGGGGGCUCUGUACAUGAGGCUGACGGGCACGGCCAUCGACUGCUACAAGUACCUGGAGCCUCUGUACAACGACUACCGCAAGAUCAAGAGCCAGAACCGGAACGGGGAGUUCGAGCUGAUGCACGUGGACGAAUUCAUCGACGAGCUGCUGCACAGCGAGCGCGUCUGCGACAUCAUCCUGCCCCGGCUACAGAAACGCUACGUCCUGGAGGAGGCCGAACAGCUGGAGGCCCGGGUCAGCGCCCUGGAGGAGGACAUGGACGACGUGGAGUCCAGCGAAGAGGAGGAAGAGGAAGACGAGAAGCUGGAGCGAGCCCCCUCCCCGGACCACCGCCGCAGAAGUUACCGAGACCUGGACAAGCCGCGUCGCUCCCCGGCCCUGCGCUACAGGAGGAGCCGGAGCCGUUCCCCGAGACGGCGCAGCCGAUCCCCCAAGAGGAGAAGCCCCUCCCCCCGUCGGGAAAGAUACCGGAGCAAGAGCCCGAGGCGGCACCGCAGCAGGUCCCGGGAGCGGCGGCACCGAUCCCGAUCCAAGUCCCCAGGACACCAUCGGAGCCACCGGCACAGGAGCCACUCGAAGUCCCCAGAAAGGUCCAAGAAAAGCCACAAGAAGAGUCGGCGAGGGAACGAGUGACGGACGGCGCGGUGCCGACGGGUGGUGCGAUACGGGCGCACGGGCUGGCCCUCCGGGGGAGGUGUACGGGACUGCCGGACAGUGGCCUCACGGGCCCGGCCCUCCGGGGUGGCUUUUUUACGCUUUUAUUAAAUACUUUGUUAUCCCCCA
Ornithorhynchus anatinus (platypus) is the source of this 1161-nucleotide messenger RNA. RefSeq names its product pre-mRNA processing factor 38A (gene PRPF38A). The record is from RefSeq and is a predicted model, not a curated record. Lineage: Eukaryota; Metazoa; Chordata; Mammalia; Monotremata; Ornithorhynchidae. The transcript is spliced from 10 exons. Gene Ontology annotation, cellular component: precatalytic spliceosome. The coding region runs from base 73 to 1011 and encodes 312 amino acids.